This is a messenger RNA of Pseudovirgaria hyperparasitica, 1068 nucleotides long. RefSeq lists its product as uncharacterized. Bases 97 to 1044 code for a protein of 315 amino acids. The record is from RefSeq and is a predicted model, not a curated record. NCBI's taxonomy places the organism in Eukaryota, Fungi, Ascomycota, Dothideomycetes, Acrospermales, Acrospermaceae. The transcript is spliced from 2 exons.
CUAAGGGUUCUGGCAUAGGAAUAACCUUGUUAUAUUUUCUCUUGGGUACCAUCGAUACUUUCAACGAAUGAGUGGAAGGUGUGAAAAUACUCAGAAAUGACUUGGGAUCAAAAACGAGUUUUUUUAUUCAGCCAUCCGAGAACAGCGUCGAAUUUGUUGACACGAAUCCUCUCUAAGCAGCCAGAUUGGAACAUAUCGGACUAUAUAUUCUUUGAUGCACACCAGUACACCCGAGACACUUUCGAUGGAAUAGCAUUAGAGAAGGUGUCCAGGGCAACAUGGGCUGAGCAUACUAAGCUCAUCAAUCAUGGCCACAACCACUUGCACACUUUUGUCCGGGAUUCUUUACGCGACCACCGUCACUUGCUGCUGAAGGACCACGCACAUCUUGUCACACCAGUAGAAGUAGCAUACGGCGACGAAUGUGUAUCACCAACCAGAUCAAGCGCCAUCGUGAACGGAAUGAAUGGGCUUAUCAAUUCAGAAGCAAAAUCUAACCCAACUAUAUUCUCUGAUGAGCUCAUGCUGUCCUGGCGUCCCCUGUUCUUGAUUCGCAGUCCGAUUCUGGUAUUCGAGAGCUGGCUCAUGGCGGAGGGAGAGCCGUAUCCAGACCUCGAGUCUCAGUACGCGAAGAUCUAUACGACGCUCAGAUUCCAAAGACAUAUUUUCGAUUGGUACAAGAAUCACGCUACCGCUUCGACUACACCAAUCGUUGUGGACGCGGACGACGUCAUCGAGCAUCCAGAAGUGAUCGGGAAGCUUUGCGAUAUUGUUGGCAUGGAUAAGGAACAGCUUCUUUGGGCUUGGGAAGCCAGCCCGACGCCUGAAAAAUUCUUGUCUAAUGAGCGAUUCAAGCGAUUUCUUCAGAGUAUCUCAGAUUCAGUUGGUAUUGAUCGCAGUAAGACGUCCUUCGGCGUGACACUCGAAGACAGAGAGCUCGAUUGGAAGAAGACCUUCGGUCCAGAGAGAGCUGCACAGCUUGCAAGCAGAGUCAAUGAGUCGUGGCCCGACUACGAAUACUUACAUUCUAUGAAACUAUCGUAAACAUAUAGAUAAGAACUUGACCAU